This is a messenger RNA of Ilex paraguariensis (yerba mate), 322 nucleotides long. The record is from the annotation of a GenBank genome assembly. NCBI's taxonomy places the organism in Eukaryota, Viridiplantae, Streptophyta, Magnoliopsida, Aquifoliales, Aquifoliaceae.
AUGGUGGUGGCCGAUGUUGGGCUCAAGGUUUUGGACCUCAUUGGGUCCGAUCAGCUGGUUUUCAGCCCACUUUUUGCUGGUCUUUAUACAUUAAUGGUGGCUCUUGCUGCUGUUGCGUUGGUUUUCAGCCCUUCAUCUGGUUCUUACUUUCAGCUAGUCCUUACGGCUUUUCAGCUGCAUUCUCAACUGGUUUUCUUUCGGCUGCCUGCUGUUCAGCUGCUCUUGUUUAUUGCUGCUGCUUGUUCUUGUCUAGUGCUCCUUCGGUCCAACUUUCUUGCAGCUGCUGUGCUUUCUUUUCUAGCUGGUCUCCAGCUGCCUUUUU